UGCCGUCCUCUGGCUGUAUGUAUUUCCAGACAAGGGCAAAGCAACGGCUGCUGUCAUUGUUUGUCAUUUGCGACUCACCUUAGCUAGCAUGGCGAGGUUCUUGAGGCCUAAUCUCCGCGGUUUGUUCACUUUACAGCAGAGAAUGGCAUCCGACCAGCUGGGUGAGCUGGGUCAAGGUGCAGGAAAAGGUGGCGGCGGUGGCGGCUCCAUCCGAGCAGCUGGUGGAGCCAUGGGAAAGAAACAGGCGGCUGAGGAGGAAAUGUACUUUAAGCGCAAAGAGCAGGAGCAGCUGGCUGCACUCAAGCAACAUCACCAGGAGGAAAUCGACCACCACAAAAAGGAGAUUGAGCGUCUGCAGCGGGAGAUCGACCGUCACAAGGGGAAGAUCAGGAAGCUGAAGCACGACGACUAAUCAAAACGAGCUUCCGCCAGGCCUCUUUAAUCACUGCUGUAUUGGCUUGAAAAAUUAUUUUCUCCCUUUUGAAACUCACGCGAUCUGCCGUUCACCAUCUUCAGAGUAGAAUUGCACGACUGUGGUGAAUUAUUUAAAGCAAUUGUAACAGUUAACAAAAAGAAUGUUGUUUCCAUGGAACAGUCUGACAUGAUUUGGAUCAACUGUUGUAUGUUUCAUACAGCAAAUAAAUAAUCUUGUGUGAGAAAUCA
Syngnathoides biaculeatus (alligator pipefish) is the source of this 663-nucleotide messenger RNA. RefSeq names its product ATP synthase inhibitory factor subunit 1b (gene atp5if1b). Gene Ontology annotation, molecular function: ATPase inhibitor activity. The record is from RefSeq and is a predicted model, not a curated record. Gene Ontology annotation, cellular component: mitochondrion. Gene Ontology annotation, biological process: negative regulation of ATP-dependent activity. The transcript has 3 exons. Bases 89 to 412 code for a protein of 107 amino acids. Lineage: Eukaryota; Metazoa; Chordata; Actinopteri; Syngnathiformes; Syngnathidae.